AUGGGGUCGAUGCUCGUCGUCGUGGCCGCCCAGUACGGGCUCCAUCCUACUGGCCCUUGGAAUAGGACGACCCUCAUGGCUGCGUCUGCUGGCCAAGGGGCUUUCCGGUUGGGGUGCGUCGGAACUGACGGCGAGCACGCCGAUGACGGCGCGGGGGCGGGGCAACCAGAGAUGGGCGUUUGCCUGCUGCCGCCACGCUUUGGCGGCAAGGUACCUACUUAGGGAGGUAGGCAGUACACGGC
Gaeumannomyces tritici R3-111a-1 is the source of this 242-nucleotide messenger RNA. RefSeq lists its product as hypothetical. The transcript has a single exon. NCBI's taxonomy places the organism in Eukaryota, Fungi, Ascomycota, Sordariomycetes, Magnaporthales, Magnaporthaceae. The coding region runs from base 1 to 222 and encodes 73 amino acids. The record is from RefSeq and is a predicted model, not a curated record.